Molecule: messenger RNA, 7380 nt
Organism: Cynoglossus semilaevis (tongue sole)
Lineage: Eukaryota; Metazoa; Chordata; Actinopteri; Pleuronectiformes; Cynoglossidae
Product: unconventional myosin-VIIa-like
Exons: 48
Coding region: 434-7072 (2212 amino acids)
Cellular component (GO): cytoskeleton; myosin complex
Molecular function (GO): ATP binding; protein binding; cytoskeletal motor activity
Source: RefSeq, a predicted model, not a curated record
UUUCUACAUCAAAGUGAACAUUUUUAUCCCCAUGUUGAUGUUGACAAUAUUGAUGAUAAGAUUUAUAUUGCACCGUUUGCGUCAGUAGAACAGAACCCCGAGCUACAGGACUGUAUCUAAGGUUACGGCAGAAAAGACUCGGUGGGGGAGAAAAUGAUUCAGCAGUCGACAAAUAUGCUUCCGUACUAAAGUAACAGGAUUAGCCCCAGGAAUCCGAGUAAGCCUCCUACCAUCUGAAGCACAUGGCUGUGUGUGUGUCUGCUACGACUCCACUGUGUGAACAGAGCCAUGACGUAGAAGGAACACAGUCUUCAUUGUUUUUCUGCUACUAUCAAUGUACUUUUAUUAAUAUUCAGUAUUUAACUCUGACUUUGACUUUGCAGAGGCCUCACUUCUGACAUCUGAUGACCUGGAAUCAACUCACAGCUGAACCAUGGUCAUUCUGCAGCAGGGAGAUUAUGUGUGGCUGGACCUGAAAACUGGUCGAGAGUUUGACGUUCCAGUGGGCGCGGUGGUCAAACGGUGUGACUCCGGACAGACCCAGGUCCUGGAUGAUGAAGGCCAUGAACACUGGAUAUUUCCUCAGAGCGCCACCAACAUCAAACCCAUGCACCCGACCUCCAUUCAUGGCGUGGAGGACAUGAUCCGUCUAGGCGACCUCAACGAGGCCGGAAUUCUCCGCAACCUGUUCAUCCGCUACAAAGAGCAUGUCAUUUACACAUACACAGGUUCCAUCCUGGUUGCAGUGAACCCGUACCAGCUGCUGCCGAUUUAUACCGCUGACCAAAUUCGCCUCUACACCAACAGGAAGAUCGGGGAGAUGCCACCUCACAUAUUCGCCAUCGCCGACAACUGCUACUUCAACAUGCAGCGCAACAACAAGGACCAGUGCUGCAUCAUUAGCGGAGAGUCCGGGGCUGGAAAGACAGAGAGCACCAAGCUGAUUCUGCAGUUUCUGGCCGCCAUCAGUGGCCAACACUCCUGGAUAGAGCAGCAGGUCCUGGAGGCCACACCGAUCCUGGAAGCUUUUGGCAACGCCAAGACGAUUCGCAACGACAACUCCAGUCGCUUUGGGAAGUACAUCGACAUCCACUUCAACAAGAGAGGCGCCAUCGAAGGGGCCAAGAUAGAGCAGUACCUGCUGGAGAAGUCUCGAGUGUGUCGACAGGCUCCCGAUGAGAGAAACUACCAUAUUUUCUACUGCAUGUUGAAGGGCAUGUCUCCAGAAAUGAAGGCCAAGCUGGGGCUGGGCCUGGCCACAGACUACUGUUACCUCACCAUGGGUGACUGUACAGAGUGUGACGGUCGUGAUGAUCUGACCGACUACUCCAGCAUCCUGUCGGCCAUGAAGGUUCUCAUGUUCACCGAGAAGGAAAACUUAGAGAUUUCCAAACUGCUGGCUGCCAUCCUGCACAUGGGAAACAUGAGAUUUGAAGCUCGUACAUACGACAACCUGGACGCCUGUGUGGUGGUGAGGUCACCUGACCUGAUGACUGCUGCUUCACUCAUGGAGGUGGAGCCCAAGGACGUGAUGCUGUGUUUGACCACAAGGACGCUGAUCACUCGAGGUGAAAGCGUCACCACUCCUCUCCGGGUGGAGCAAGGUCUGGACGUCAGGGACGCCUUCGUUAAGGGAAUCUACGGCCGACUCUUCGUCUGGAUCGUGGAUAAAAUCAACGCAGCCAUAUACAGGCCACCGUCCUGUGACAGAACCAUCGCGUCUAGAUCCAUCGGUCUGCUGGACAUCUUUGGAUUUGAGAACUUCAGUGUUAACAGCUUCGAACAGCUGUGCAUCAACUUUGCCAACGAGAACCUGCAGCAGUUCUUCGUUCAGCACGUCUUCAAGCUGGAGCAGGAGGAGUACAACCUGGAGGACAUCUGCUGGCAGCACAUCGAGUUCACGGACAACCAGGAGGCGCUGGACAUGAUCGCCAACAAACCCAUGAACAUCAUAUCCCUCAUCGACGAAGAGAGCAAGUUCCCCAAGGGAACCGAUGCUACGAUGCUCUACAAGCUCAACACACAACACAGGCUCAACUGCAACUACAUCCCUCCUAAAAACAGCUACGAAACCCAGUUUGGGAUCCAACACUUUGCUGGUGUGGUGCAUUACGAGUCCAGGGGAUUCCUGGAGAAAAACCGAGACAGCCUCCACACUGACAUCAUCCAUCUCGUCCACUCCUCCAAGAACAAGUUCAUCAAGCAGAUCUUCCAGGCUGAUGUGGCCAUGUUUCUGUGUGGCUAUCAGCAGCCCUGCACUCCUCCUCCAAAGGGUGCAGAGACCAGGAAACGCUCCCCGACUCUGAGCAGUCAGUUCAAACGUUCCCUGGAGAUGCUGAUGAGGACACUGAGUGUGUGUCAGCCGUUCUUUGUGCGCUGUGUAAAACCCAACGAGUUCAAAAAACCAAUGUUGUUCGACCGAGAGCUCUGUAUCCGUCAGCUGCGUUACUCCGGCAUGAUGGAGACCAUCCGCAUCCGCCGGGCUGGUUAUCCCAUCAGAUACACAUUUGCUGAGUUUGUGGACCGUUAUAGAGUCCUGAUGCCGGGGGUCAAACCUGCUCACCUACAGGAGGAUCUACGAGGGACCAGUCAGCAGAUCGUUCUGGUCCGCCUUGGAAAACAUGGCGACUGGCAAAUCGGAAAGACCAAGAUCUUCUUGAAGGAUCAUCACGACAUGCAGCUGGAGGUGGAGAGAGACAAAGCCAUCACAGACAAAGUGAUUCUGAUCCAGAAGUCCGUGCGACGACUGAGAGCGCGAAACAACUUCCUCAGACUGAAGAGCGCUGUUGUUUCCAUUCAGAAGUUCUGGAGAGGAUAUCACUGCAGAAAGAAUUUUCUCCUUAUGCAGUCUGGUUUCCUGCGCCUCCAGGCCGUCUACAGGUCCAGGAAAUACUACAGGAACUAUCAGAGGACUCGUCGACAAAUCACCCUCAUCCAAGCUCGCUGCCGGGGUUUCCUCAUCCGUCUGACAUUUUGGCAGCACCUGCGGGCUGUGUUGACCAUUCAGGCCUACACCAGAGGCAUGAUAGCCAGACGCCUGUGCCAGAGGCUCAGAGUGGAGCUGCAGCGCCGCAUGGAAGCCGAGCGCCAGCGUCUGGCCGAGGAGGAGCAGCUGCGGAACCAGAUGACGGCCCGGCGGGCUAAGGCAGAGGCCGAGAAGAAUCACCAGGAGCGGCUCGUCCAGCUGGCCCAGCAGCAAGAGGAGAGGGAGAAGGAGGAGAAGGAGGAGGCCAGGAAGAAGAAGGAGCUGCUGGAGCAGAUGGAGAGGGAGAAGGAGCAGCCGGUCGAUCACUCCGACAUGGUGGACCUCAUGUUUGGAUUCCUGGGGAACUCUGGGCCGUUACCCAACCAGGACGGACAAGCACCAGCUGGAUUUGAGGACCUGGAGAAGACGUCCUUUGAAAGAGAAGACCAGGAGGACGUGGUUAAUGAAGCUCUGCCGCUGCCUGACGAGGAGGAGGAAGACUUGUCCGAGUACAAGUUUUCCAAAUUUGCUGCCACUUACUUCCAGGGCGUUUCCACUCACACGUACAUCAGACGACCUCUGAAACAACCUCUGCUCUUCCAUGAGGAUGAAGGAGAUCAGCUGGCUGCACUGGCCGUGUGGAUCACCGUGCUGAGGUUCAUGGGCGACCUCCCCGAGCCCAAGUGUCAGAUAGUGAUCCAUGACGGCAGCGAGAAAAUCCCCGUCAUGACCAAGAUUUACGAGACGCUCGGCAAGAGGACGUACAAGAGGGAGCUGCAGGAGCUGCAGGUGGAGGAGGAGACCAGCUCUGAAGACAGCCAGAAGAGGAACAGCGUCAGACACAAACUAGUGUCGCUCACCCUGAAGAGAAAAUCAAAAAUCACAGAAGAGGUCACCCGCAGGUUGACAGAAGCCGACUACGGCCUGCAGGGGAACAGCAUGUUGGAGGAUCGACCCACGUCCAACCUGGAGAAACUUCACUUCAUCAUCGGCAACGGUAUCUUACGGCCUGCGCUCAGAGAUGAGAUCUACUGUCAGAUCUGUAAACAGCUCUCUCAGAAUCCGUCCAAGAGCAGCCACGCUCGAGGAUGGAUCCUGCUGUCUCUCUGCGUCGGCUGCUUCGCUCCGUCUGAAAAGUUUGUCAAAUAUUUAAGGACUUUCUUGGUCAGUGGUCCUCCUGGUUACGCACCGUACUGUGAGGAAAGGUUGAGGAGGACUUUUGUGAAUCGAACACGGACUCAGCCGCCGUCAUGGUUGGAGCUUCAGGCCACCAAAUCCAAAAAGCCCAUAAUGUUGCCGGUCACGUUCAUGGAUGGCACGACAAAGACUCUCCUGGCCGACUCGGCUACCACUGCCGGUGAACUCUGUCACGCUCUGGCCGACAAGAUCAACCUGAGAGAUCGAUUCGGCUUCUCAUUGUACAUCGCCCUGUUUGACAAGGUGUCGUCGUUGGGCAGUGGUAGCGACCACGUCAUGGAUGCUGUGUCUCAAUGUGAGCAGUAUGCCAAAGAGCAGGGUGCCCAGGAGAGGAACGCCCCCUGGAGGUUGUUCUUCAGGAAGGAGAUCUUCACCCCCUGGCACAACCCGGCUGAGGACUGUGUGGCCACAAACCUCAUCUACCAGCAGAUCGUGCGAGGGGUGAAGUUUGGAGAGUAUCGCUGUGAGAAGGAGGAGGACCUGGCUGAACUGGCCUCGCAGCAGUACUUUGUGGAUUAUGGCGCUGAGAUUCUCCACGAUCGUCUUAUCUGCCUGAUUCCCUCCUACAUCCCCGACAGGGAAGUCACCCCGGCGAAGACGCUGGAGAAGUGGGCUCAGCUCAUCAUCAGUGCCCACAAAAAGGGAGUUCACCUGAAGAGGAGGUCCAACCCCGAGAAGGUGAAGGAGGACGUGGUGGACUUUGCACGAUUAAAGUGGCCUUUACUUUUCUCACGCUUCUACGAGGCCUUCAAAUUCUCAGGACCCAGUCUGCCCAAGAACGACGUGAUCGCAGCAGUGAACUGGACCGGGGUUUACUUCGUGGACGAACAGGAGCAGGUUCUUCUGGAACUCUCUUUCCAAGAAAUCACUGCCGUGUCAAGCAGCAGAGGAGGAAAACUCCAGGGCCAGAGUUUUACUUUAGCCACAGUUAAGGGUGACGAGUACACGUUUACCUCCAACAACUCUGAGGACAUCCGGGAUCUGGUGGUGGCCUUUCUAGAGGGUCUGAGGAAAAGGUCCAAAUAUGUAGUGGGACUGAUGGACUGUCCUAGCCCCGGUCCUGGUAUGAACAGAGAGAGAAGAGAGUCUAAGACAAUGUGUAGAGAGAAAGCGGGGGUCGACUCCACAUUCUUAAGCUUUUCCAAAGGCGAUCUGAUCGUCCUGGACGAACACACAGGCGAACGCAUGAUGAACUCUGGCUGGGGUCACGGGGUCAACGACAGGACUAAGCUGAGAGGAGAUUUUUCCUCGGACUGCGUCUACAUCCUGCCGACCAUCACCCGACCACAGUACGACAUCGUGGCUCUGGUGACCAUGACUCCUGAUCAGAGGAGAGAAUCCAUCACUUUGUCCCAGUUGAACCUUUUGGCGAAAGAGGAAAAAACCAGGGCCUACACUCUGGAGGAGUUCUCCUACGACUUCUUCAGGUCUCCUCCUAAAAACACUUUCAGCAUGGUGAUGAUCACUAAAGCCCGAGGGAAGGAGCGUUUGUGGAGCUGCAGCAGGGAACCCCUCAAACAGCCUCUGCUGAAGAAAGUGCUGGCCCACGAGGAGCUCUCCCAGGACGCCUGUCUGACCUUCUUAGCUGUGAUGAAGUACAUGGGCGACUACCCGUCCAAGCGAGUGCGUUCAAUCCACGAGCUCACAGACCAGAUCUUUGAAGGUGCCCUGAAGGCCGAGCCGCUCAAAGACGAGAUCUUCUGUCAGAUUCUAAAACAGCUGACUGAUAAUCAAGUGAAAUACAGUGAGGAGAAGGGCUGGGAGCUGCUGUGGCUCUGUACUGGUUUGUUUCCUCCCAGUAACGUCCUGCUGCCUCACGUGCAGAAGUUCCUGCAGGCGAAGAAACAUUAUCCACUGGCAGCAGACUGUAUGCAGAGGCUGCAGAAGGCCUUACGAAACGGUUCCAGGAAGUAUCCUCCUCACCUGGUGGAGGUGGAGGCCAUCCAGCACAAGACCACUCAGAUCUUCCACAAGGUCUACUUCCCAGACGACUCAGAUGAGGUGUUUGAGGUGGAGUCCAGCACCAAAGCCAAAGACUUCUGCCACAGCAUCUCUGGACGUCUGCUGCUCAAAUCCUCCGAAGGCUUCAGUCUGUUUGUCAAGAUCACUGACAAGGUCAUCAGCGUCCCCGACGGCGACUUCUUCUUCGAUUUUGUGAGGCACCUGACCGACUGGAUCAAAAAAGCCAGACUCGGAAAAGACGGUGCAGUGCCUUCUCUCACCUAUCAGGUUUUCUUUAUGAAGAAGCUGUGGACCAACACUGUACCAGGAAAAGACGCCAUGGCCGACUCCAUCUUCCACUAUUACCAGGAGCUGCCUAAGUAUCUGCGAGGCUACCACAAGUGUUCCCGGGAGGAAGCUUCCCAGUUGGCAGCUCUGAUCUACAGGGUGAAGUUUGAUGAGGACAAAUCUCAUUUUAACAUGGUCUCCAAGAUCCUGAAGGACCUCGUCCCCCAGGACCAGAGCAGAAACCUGUCCCCAGAAGACUGGAAGAGGUCCAUCCUGACACACUUCAACAAACACUCAGGGAAAAGUCCGGAAGAUUCCAAACUCUCUUUCCUCAAAAUCAUCUACAAAUGGCCAACAUUUGGUUCUGCCUUCUUUGAAGUCAAGCAAACAACUGAUCCCAACUUUCCAGAAACUCUGCUGAUAGCCAUCAACAAACACGGGGUCAGUCUGAUUGACCCCAAGUCUAAGGACAUCCUCAUCACUCAUCCUUUCACUAAAAUCUCCAACUGGAGCAGCGGUCACACUUAUUUCCACAUCACCAUCGGGAACCUGGUCCGCGGCAGCAAACUGCUGUGUGAGACCUCACUGGGCUACAAAAUGGACGACCUGCUCACGUCAUACAUCAGCCAGAUGUUGACCACCAUGACCAAACAGAGAACCCCCAGAGGAAACAUCAAGUAGGAGGAGAGAUCGGACAACAGUCACUCACCCCUGAACAAACCCCUCCUGACAUAUCACCUCUAUACCCAGCAUGUGUUUGUGGAGGCUCAAACUUCAGGUCGGGGGCCUGGCUUGUGUCACUGAGCCCAGGUCCGUCAGUAAGUCUACAAUUGACAAGUUGAGUGACAACAGUCAAACUGAAGUUUCUUUUUUUAAAUAACUUUCUGACCUUCUACAGGCCACUGCAUAGAUUCACAAUAAUAACUAAAAUCCACCAACACUAUGAAGCAAAUUUUUAUGCUACAAUUUUCACAUUGUUUUUUUCCAUA